AUGAGGGAAACAAGAGCCAUGCGCAGAGGAGAAGUACAUCAUCCACCACCAGCUUCUUCGCUGCGUGGGGGUGGUAAACCACCAGAAGAUAUGAUUGAAAGAACUCCAGAGUACCUAUCUUUCAUGGAAGACCUUGAAGAGUUUCACAGGUCACACGGAACGUCAUUACAAAGGGAACCAGUUUUAGGCUCCAAAAAAUUGGACUUGUACAGAAUCUAUAAAAUGGUCUGUGAAGCAGGUGGUUGUCAAAAAGUCAGUGAAGAACGUGGCUGGAAAAAGAUUACACUUCCGUUUAAUUUCCCCGUCACUUGUACAAAUAGUGCUUAUGUAAUGAAGAAUUUAUACAUAAAAUUCCUUGAGGGAUAUGAAAUGGAAAAUUUUUGGGGGAAAGAGGUUCCUUAUGGUGGUCUAAAGGUUUCAACGACUGCCAGUUCCAGUCGAAGUUAUGCAAAUGGAGGUGUUGGUGGUGGCCAUGACAGUGAUAAUAGUGAUCAAAGUGAUAAUAAUGGUAAUAGUAAUAUUAGCAAUAACAAUAGUGGGGAUGAUGUAGAAAUGGGGGAAGCGUCAAAUGGCGUUGACAGUUAUGCUACUAACAAAACACAUAUGAGAGACAAUUCUAGAGUAAAUACAACGGUAAUGUCGAGAAGAUACAAUGCACCACUUCUUUCUAAUAAGCUCGAAGUUCAAUCCCUAGAGCCUCCCGCACAUAGAGGCUCAUGGAGAGAAGGUUAUUAUUUGGAGGGGGGUCAUCAUAACCGGAUGCUACUCGCUUUACGAUCUACACUUCCAAAUGAAAUUGAUUGGGCAUUUAAAAGAUUAACUAAGCUUUCGCAUGAAUGUUCGGAUUCUUUUCAUGUGGAUAGGAUUCCUGGUCUUGUGGAUGCACUUCUCGCUUUUGUUGCACCAUUUUUUGAGGAUUGUGCUAAAUUAUCUGACAUUAGUGAGCCCGUUUCAAAUGAAGACAAUUUUAUGAACCUUGUCGAGAAUGAUGCUGCUGAUAAUAAUGCUGUAUCAAUGAAUACAUUUUUUGAUUCCAUUGAAUCACAACAAUAUCAUCAACGAGUUCUUCAGGCUUUUCUAAUUAUAAGGAAUUUUUCGUUCUUGGAACACAAUAUGAGACUCAUGGCCGCAUAUAAGCCAUUAAGAAAGUAUCUAAUUGAAGGACUUAAAUUAAAAGUAUUUGGAAAUUUCAUUGAACUCCGUCAUUAUUGCUUAGAUAUUGUUGAGAACAUUUGUCCGUAUGUAAUUUUAAAAGGAUUGGACGACCCAUUUAUGACAACAAUACCAAUUUUACUGUAUUCCAAUGAUAAAGCAUUGAUCAUGGGUGGGAUUCGAUCUUUGACAAGAUUAGCUCUAAAUGAGAGUAAUAUUACCGUUUUACGAGACAUUGAGGCCAAGACAGUUCAGCGUAUGAUCGAAUUAUUACUAAUUGAAGAUGAAGAACUUGUCGCAGCUGUACUUGAUUGGUUAUAUCAAUUCUCAGAUUUACAUGAAGACAUGGCUUAUCGAAUAGCCCAAUGUACACCUGGUAAUUUUGUGCGUUUAAUGAUAAGAUUCAUGAGAUGGCAAGCUUUUGACACGGUGAAAGCAGCGUAUGACGAUAUUAUGCCGAUCGUUCCAAAGUUGCAGUUGUCCGGUCCAUUUGUCGACUUACCUGAACCUUAUCGUACUAUUGAAUGGUUGAAAAUUGUUUAUGAGUAUGUGCCAAACGAAAGUCUUUUGCAAACUGAGGUUUGGUUUGCUUACAGAGAACAAUUCUUCAACUCACCCACUCCAAUGAUGCCGGCUGCUGAAGUGAUCAAACACGUCACUGCUGCAUUUCCGAAAGCCGUUGCGAUGAUGGUCACUAGAUCAGAUGGAACAACUAAAUAUCCUUUAUACUCUAUGAAAACACGAGCAUCUAGCUCUUAUCUUUUAAAAAAACUGAUAUUACGAGAGAACACCGCUGAAAGUUUUACUUGCCGAUGGGAUGGAUGUACUGCUACACCGUUUUCAAAAGGAGAGGAUGUUUAUCAACAUAUCAUAUAUAAUCAUUUACAACAAAAUAGCGAUCAUUUACAUGAUUGUUUAUGGAAAGGUUGUCAUAGAUACUCUCCUGGGACCGCAAAUCGAAGUUCCGUCCUAAAACAUCUCAAAAUUCACUUUCCAAUAGAGCCAGAUUCCUCGACAACCGAAGAAUCAUCUCAGGUGAAAUUAGAUCAAAGAAGGAAUUUCCUUACGCAACGAAUAAAUGUUUCUUCUGAUGCUGACGGAGAAGCCAUAGGUAUCCCAUUAACCGCUUGUUUAAUACUGCGAAAUAUGUCACGGUCGAAGAAAACGAUUCCUUAUUUUACGGCCUAUGAAACCGAGCUGUCGGAUAUUUUGGCAAAGUGUAGACCAUUAUCAAAAUACUUGUCUGAAACGAUGUCAAAUUUGAGAAAUUUUAUAACUUUUUAG
This is a messenger RNA of Ambispora leptoticha, 2436 nucleotides long. Lineage: Eukaryota; Fungi; Glomeromycota; Glomeromycetes; Archaeosporales; Ambisporaceae. The record is from the annotation of a GenBank genome assembly.